CAUAGCAAGCAUUGACCACAUCAACCAUUUGAUUUUCUAGAAGAAAAAAAAAACUUCAAGCAAGUUGAUAAACUACGAGAUAUUCUCGGCCAAAAUACUGUCCUAGCGAAGAUGGUGAACUGUUUCAGUGAAGAAAAAGCUGUCAAGGUUCCAAAUUUCAGUUAUAAAAAGUCGUUUCUAUACACGCCAUGCAACUGUCCCGUUGUCGACUGCAGUCUUUCGGGUCAGGAAAAACAGCUUUCCGUGCGGAAGUACAAAUCGUCACGGAGAAUCCGAAAAUUGGCCAGGCCAAAAUGUCCGGUUGGUAAAUUCUACCAGCGUCCGGUAAGACAAUAUGGACGCACCUUCCAGAUGAUCCGAUCCUAUCAAGAGCCGUAUGCAUCUACACGGGUUCAGCAGUUGGCAGUCCCGAAGGUGCGAAAGUUGCUGGCGGCCCGUGAGGAAUACAAGCGGUUUAUUAACCGUUGCUGGUAUGAUCGAUUCAGCAAACGUAUUAAACGAAGUAUGUUUACUGUGUACAGCCGACUGGCAAACGUACAACUGCCACAAAUCAAGCCGAAACCAUCCAAAAUGACACCGGAACAGUGGCAGAUACAUCAACAGUGGCUAAAAAUCAAUGCACUUCAUAAGAAUGUUAAAUCAAUGAAGAUGAAACCUCGUAAAAGAAUGAAUUAUUCGGAUCUGCUGGAGCGAAUCAUAAGCCUGUCGACACCUCGUUGGGAAACGAAAAAAUUUACCGGUCAACCUAAAUUCCAACCUGUUAAGCCGAGUGCAUUGAAUGCAGUAGCAACCGAAAGAAUGAUGCAGCUUUGUAUUCCCAGAGAGAGAAAUCGACGGGCAAAGGGUCCAAUCAAGGAAGACACGGCAAUACCUGAAGAUGUUUUAAAAGCGGUUGCAUCGGAAAGAGUUGUUGAACUUUCGAGACCAAAAGUUUACACAAACGUCAAGAAUGAAUAUCGAGAGAAUCCUUUCACAGUUGCCCCAGGUGCUUUGAAAGCUAAACCUAGUGAGCGAAUAUUGGAAUUGGCGAAGCCUAAAAAGCCGAAGAAGAAGUAGUUUGUUCUCGGAAUCAUAAAUGAUUAAAUCGUCAAUAUUUGAUGUGAAUAAAAAACGUCACGGGUUUCU
Messenger RNA from Topomyia yanbarensis, 1125 nucleotides. RefSeq names its product testicular haploid expressed gene protein (gene Theg). The coding region runs from base 112 to 1056 and encodes 314 amino acids. NCBI's taxonomy places the organism in Eukaryota, Metazoa, Arthropoda, Insecta, Diptera, Culicidae. The transcript has 3 exons. The record is from RefSeq and is a predicted model, not a curated record.